CUGACUCGCUCCUCACGCAGAGGAAAUGAGCGGCAACCACAGAAGAAGACGUCCCUAUGAACUGAACUGAAUGAAUGAAUGUGCUAGGCUGAUACAUCACUUGCUUUUAAUUCAACAGAUUUGUUUAAAGACUACUGAAGGGCACUGUUUGGAGUGGUAAUGUCAGGUAUACCUCCAGACACAUGGCAGCCGCCAACAGUCGCCCUGGAGACGACGAUGGGGACGGUUGUGUUGGAGCUGUACUGGAAACAUGCACCAAAGACCUGCAAGAACUUCGCAGAGCUGGCCAGAAGAGGCUACUACAACAACACAAAGUUUCACCGAAUAAUCAAAGACUUCAUGGUGCAAGGAGGAGACCCUACAGGAACAGGUCGCGGUGGUGCCUCCAUAUUUGGUAAACAGUUUGAGGAUGAGCUGAACCCAGAACUGAAAUUCACAGGUGCCGGUAUUCUGGCGAUGGCUAAUGCAGGACCGGACACAAACGGAAGCCAGUUCUUCCUCACUCUUGGACCCACUCAGUGGUUAGAUGGAAAGCACAGUAUUUUUGGAAGAGUAUACCAGGGGAUGGGAGUGCUGAACCGGAUUGGGAUGGUAGAGACAAGCGGUCAAGAUCGGCCGGUCGAUGAUAUCAAAAUCGUCAGAGCAAGUGUACCCAAUUAGACAAAUACAGAUAUUAUCUUUUACAUUGGCUUUUUUUUUUUUUUUAAAUAAAUGUUUGAUAAAUGUU
Messenger RNA from Micropterus salmoides (largemouth bass), 727 nucleotides. RefSeq names its product peptidylprolyl isomerase (cyclophilin)-like 1 (gene ppil1). Gene Ontology annotation, biological process: protein folding; protein peptidyl-prolyl isomerization. Gene Ontology annotation, cellular component: catalytic step 2 spliceosome. The transcript is spliced from 4 exons. The record is from RefSeq and is a predicted model, not a curated record. The coding region runs from base 160 to 660 and encodes 166 amino acids. Gene Ontology annotation, molecular function: peptidyl-prolyl cis-trans isomerase activity. Lineage: Eukaryota; Metazoa; Chordata; Actinopteri; Centrarchiformes; Centrarchidae.